GAUCUGCCCAUAAAUUCGGCGUGCAGAUGAUGACCGCCAGUACAAAACCACAACGACAUGUCAAUCUGUACAGAGCUAUGCGCGCUGAGCUGUAGAUAGUGAGCCUAAGCUGUGCGCGAAUAUGAGUCCGAGUCAAGGCAGCUUCACACUAUGACAAGAUGAAAAUGAGUCAUACAGGCUCAAACACAGCCCGCCAUCUUUUGUGUGCAAAUGACUCACCAGCACCGGCCAUUUUGGUGACACAGAAAACAUAUAAGGAAUCCAAUGUCUGCCCUUUUGCCAUUCUCUUCUUCCCUAUAACCACACCUUCAAAAGAUCUUGAUCUUCUACUUUGCCUAUUCCCACAAGAUGAACGCACUGUCUGAGAUUGCUGUUAACCACGGCCUGGCUCGCGAGGACUCACCCUCCUCUCGUCGCCAGAAGCUCUUUGAUACCGAAGGUGGGACUGCUAAAGGCCCGGGAGGAGCUCCCCAAAACAUGGAUUCACGCCUGCAAAGCAAGGCCAUCCCUAGCUUUCCCUUCUACCAACUGGCAUCGCCAUCUGCCUUCUCUAUCUCUUCCAUCGCCUCUGUUCAACCUGUUCAAGAGGAUGUCCUGCCUUUCACUUUCACUUCCACUUCCACUUGCACUAGCCCUACUACUACCACUACCACUACUACUUCCACCUCCACUUCCUCUCACUUCCCCGUGACGCCAUACAACUCCAACUUCCUUGGCGACAGCAUGCUCUCGUUUUAUUCCUUGGCAAGUGGCAACGAUGCUACUCCAUUCCAAUCUGCCAUCACGCUGGUUGAAGAGCCGUCUCGCCGUCGUUCGUGGGCCGAGAGUUUCCUUUCUUUGUUCCAUAUGAACGAGAAGCUGCCUGUCGAGCCUGAGGCGAUUGCGAAUCCUUACACCGGUUUCUGGCGCUCAAGGUCCACCAUCGCCAUCGUCAAUGCCUCAGAGGAAGCUGAAGAUGAGGACGAUGAUGACGACGACCUAUCUCGAUGUGGAGACUACACCACGAUGACUAGCAUCUCGGCACUUCCUGCCCCUGCCCUUGCUCUACGCACUCGGCCUUGGGUUGACAGCUACCUGUCGCUUCUCCAGCCAUGCGAGCUCAGCGCAAACUCAGAAUAUAGUACUACCCAUACCGCAAUCGCCCAACAGCCCAGUGGCCCUGAAUUCCGCUACCCCGUGCCAGUCUGGCUUGGGCAAUACAUUGCAGUAGCCCGCAUAGCCCAGCCAGAUGUUGCGAUUGACGAAUUGAUUGAGCUGUACGAGGCAUCCAAGUUCAUGCUCGAUGCGAACGGAAAUCCACUCAAGAUGCUUCCAGCAGAAGCGUUGCCCGAGCCCAGUACCAAGAAGCGUGCCUGGAAGAGGGCAUUGAAGAAGGCGGCCAGUAAGAAACACAAGAACACCGACGAAUGCGCAGACAACCGAACAUAUUACACGAAUCGCUCGAUAGGCAAGGCUCACUUAGCUCUGUCUGACAUCGAGCAGAAGCAUGAGCACAAUCCUAACCAGCCCAAGAGACGGACGAAAUUGGCACGCAAACUCGUAUCGCUCUUUACGAGCAAAGCCAACCGAUCGACAAAGGCUUGAGCGUCGCAAGCGCGGGAAGUAUCGCUCUCCAGGUGCGGCGCAGAGUGGUGAGUCCGGUUAUUCAGAUCCGCAAUGGUUGGCAGCUGAAUUAGAGAAGAAAAUGCGGUGGGAGACACAUUCGUUGUUCAUCAGUGCUUGUUGCUUGUACUUCCUGUUGCAAUCAUCGCUAUUUUGUUUCUGGCGUUUGUUUUAGUGUGUUUGUGCGUAGACAGUGCGUAGAGU
Molecule: messenger RNA, 1806 nt
Organism: Protomyces lactucae-debilis
Lineage: Eukaryota; Fungi; Ascomycota; Taphrinomycetes; Taphrinales; Protomycetaceae
Exons: 3
Coding region: 349-1584 (411 amino acids)
Source: RefSeq, a predicted model, not a curated record